AUGACCAAGCGAACAAAGAAGGUCGGCGUUACCGGUAAAUACGGUACCCGAUUGGAAGUUCAACGAGCAGGCCAAGGGCGGCACGAGGCAGGAUGGGAGCCUGGAUAUGUAACGACUGGGUAUAUUGAUACGGCCGAAACUAACAUCAUGGUCUCUAGUUACGGUGCUUCCCUGCGAAAGCAGGUCAAGAAGAUGGAAGUCACCCAGCACGCCAAGUACACCUGCACUUUCUGCGGAAAGGUCACCGUCAAGCGACAGGCUACCGGCAUCUGGGAUUGCAAGUCUUGCAAGCGCACCGUUGCUGGUGGUGCUUACACCGUUGCGUUCGUUCUCCCAACUCUAUCGAAUGAUGCAUAUCAGGAUGGACCACUAACCAAGAAUAGCACACCUGCUGCCGCCGCCAUGCGAUCGACUCUGCGACGUCUCCGAGAGAUUGCUGAGGUUUAA
This is a messenger RNA of Fusarium subglutinans, 447 nucleotides long. RefSeq names its product RPL34B. Gene Ontology annotation, cellular component: ribosome. Lineage: Eukaryota; Fungi; Ascomycota; Sordariomycetes; Hypocreales; Nectriaceae. The record is from RefSeq and is a predicted model, not a curated record. The coding region runs from base 1 to 447 and encodes 148 amino acids. Gene Ontology annotation, biological process: translation. The transcript is spliced from 3 exons. Gene Ontology annotation, molecular function: structural constituent of ribosome.